CCGCCUGAGACUGGUCUACCGCCUGAGACUGGUCUACCGCCUGAGACUGGUCUACCGCCUGAGACUGGUCUACCGCCUGAGACUGGUCUACCGCCUGAGACUGGUUCACCGCCUCAGACAGGUCUACCGCCUGAGACUGGUCUACCGCCUCGGACUGGUCUACCGCCUGAGACUGGUCUACCGCCUGAGACUGGUCUACCGCCUGAGACUGGUCUACCGCCUGAGACUGGUCUACCGCCUCGGACUGGUCUACCGCCUCGGACUGGUCUACCGCCUGAGACUGGUCUACCGACUUAG
Aspergillus brunneoviolaceus CBS 621.78 is the source of this 297-nucleotide messenger RNA. RefSeq lists its product as uncharacterized. The annotation marks the transcript as partial. The transcript has a single exon. The record is from RefSeq and is a predicted model, not a curated record. NCBI's taxonomy places the organism in Eukaryota, Fungi, Ascomycota, Eurotiomycetes, Eurotiales, Aspergillaceae.